Molecule: messenger RNA, 638 nt
Organism: Mangifera indica (mango)
Lineage: Eukaryota; Viridiplantae; Streptophyta; Magnoliopsida; Sapindales; Anacardiaceae
Product: sigma factor binding protein 1, chloroplastic-like
Exons: 1
Coding region: 138-533 (131 amino acids)
Source: RefSeq, a predicted model, not a curated record
CAGAAUCUUCUAAUCCUUUUUUAUUUUCCUGCAACCUCCCAUUUCCACAAUCGAACUAAACUUUUCUCCCCCCUCGCCCAAGAAAUUCCAAUCUCCGUACUCCAUAAAAUCGCUCACAUCCACUUCAUUAUUCAGCCAUGGAUGUUCUCGGUGUUAAUAAUCAAAUCAUCAAACCCAAGAGCCACAAAAACAAAAGAUCCAAAAAAGGUGUCAAAGUUGUGUACAUAUCAUCCCCCUUGAAGGUGAAGACGUGUGCCUCAAAUUUUAGAGCUCUUGUGCAAGAACUCACUGGAAAAGACUCCGACGCCGACGCCAACACCUCCGCCUCUCGCUUGGCGGAAAACCCACCUAGUUCUAAUAAGCUUGUUGAUGGGGUCGUCAAUUAUCAUUUGGGAGCAUCAACAGAAAGUUCUUCUCCCACAGUUUCUGCUUUAGAAAUGGAAUUUAUUGAUGAUGUGUUUAUGCAGCACAAAGGAAGUUUCUUGGGAAUGUUUACUUCAAACGUUUUUAGUGAUUCGCCUUAUUCAGUAUAAAAUUUUUCAUUAACUCUAGAUCUUCGUAUUUGAUCUUAUGUUGAUGUAAUUUUAUCGUGUUCCUUAGUUUACAUUAUUAAUUAUAUAAUUUGUGCAUGGAUUUAA